Messenger RNA from Fusarium tjaetaba, 981 nucleotides. RefSeq names its product NAD+ kinase. The transcript has a single exon. Lineage: Eukaryota; Fungi; Ascomycota; Sordariomycetes; Hypocreales; Nectriaceae. Gene Ontology annotation, biological process: NAD+ metabolic process; NADP+ biosynthetic process. Gene Ontology annotation, molecular function: NAD+ kinase activity. The record is from RefSeq and is a predicted model, not a curated record. Bases 1 to 981 code for a protein of 326 amino acids.
AUGGCAGACAAGAUCGACAUCAUCGCGACUUUCGGAGGAGACGGCACUGUCCUACGAGCUGCAAGUCUCUACAAGCUCCAUGGUUCUGUUCCUCCAAUUCUGUCGUUCAACAUGGGGACAUUAGGCUUCCUUGGCGAAUGGGAUUUCAGAGAGUACAAAAAGGCUUGGAGGGAGACGUUUAUGAGUGGUAGUGACGUCGCUACCCGUGAGGCCAACUAUCCUCGAGGUGAUUGGGACAAGAUAAGUCCAGUGUCAUACACAGCAUGGGAAAGGCAUAAGGGUAAAAGCAUGGGAGCCCAACGAGCAUCCAAGGUGCUACUCCGUCACCGCAUCAAGGCUGAUGUGUUUGAUCCGUCUGGUAAUAACAUCAAUCAUUGGUUGUCUGAUACUUUGUCAAGCGAGGCAAAGACGGGGGCGAAGGCGCUAGCGGUACCUCAUGAGCCAUCACCAUCGCUGAGAGCUAUCAACGAGAUCUCGGUGCAUCGGGGAUCUCAUCCCCAUCUAGCUAUCAUUGAUAUCUACCAGAAUGGCCACUUUCUUACAGAGACCACUGCUGAUGGUAUCCUAAUCAGCACCCCCACAGGCUCAACGGCAUACAGUCUAAGUGCAGGGGGUCCAAUUGUUCAUCCACUUGUCAAAUCCCUCCUCAUCACGCCCAUCAGUCCUUGCAGUCUCAGUUUCCGAUCCUUGGUGCUCCCGCUAGACACCAAAGUCACAUUACGAAUGAGUCGCAAGAACCGCGGCCGUGAACUUGACCUCAGCAUUGACGGCAAGAGGUGUGCGGGAGUGUCCCCAGGGACAGAGAUUCGGGUAGAAGGCGAAUUUGUUGGACGAGCCGGUCCCGGGGAGGAGUGGCAUGGCGGUGUACCAUGUAUGAUCAGGACUGAGGAUGAUGAUCCUUGGGUAGGUGGCUUGACUGGCCUACUCAAGUUCAAUCAUCCUUUUGGACGAGAACCUGGUGGGGACGAGUAUGCCGAUUAG